AUGACCUCUGACAUUGGUGGCCUCGAUGUUCGUGAGCCGGGGGAGCAAUCUGCACAUAAGGAUGAUGGUCUUUACAUGUCUCUUAGGCAUCCUACGGCCAUUCUCCUUAUUUACUCUGGACUGUGCAACAGCUUCCGCCUCGGGGGCUUGCUCCUCGCAUCUGGCGCCAUCUCCUCGCUUGUUAGAGACCGAUACUACCUCUCUUUCGCCACUUUAUCUUUUCUCGCCGGCCUCUUCCUCACCACAUUCACGGGCGUUGUUGAGCCUGUACACUUCGUCGACGAUGACAGCGUCGACCCCGUUACCGCCAUCACCCUUGACUUGAGUCGCCUGGUCCUCGGAGUGCAGCUGCUCUUCGCCGGCGUGUCGUUACCGAGUCGCUUCUUACGUACCGAGUGGAGAUCGCUGGGUCUGCUCCUUGGACCCGGUCUCGUGGCUAUGUGGUUGUGCAGCGCUCUGGUCAUUUGGUUGCUGAUUGCAGGACUCCCCUUCAUACAUGCCGCAGCCAUCGCCGCGUGCAUCGCUCCGACGGACCCCAUCUUGUCGGUUGCCAUUCUGGAAGGGCGGUUCGCGGACGAGAACGUGCCCCGUACACUGCGGGAUCUCAUCAUUGCCGAGUCGGGUGCCAACGAUGGCCUGGGUUACCUCUUCCUCCUUUUCGCUCUCAGCUUGAUCAAGCAUUCUGCGACUGCCGCUUCUGUAGUCAACACUGGAGGCCUCGGCGCUGCCUUGGGUGGUAUACCUGUCUGUGGGUGGUCGGGGCCAGCAUCGUGUAUGGCUGGCUCCUAGGACACCUGGCCCGUUUUAUCCUCCGUUGGGCAGAUGGUAGGGGUUCUCAUAGACCGAGAGAGUUUACUUGCCUACUCUGUGGAGCUCUCUCUGUUCAUCCUCGGCACAUGCGGCAUGUUGGGAAUCGACGAUGUCCUGCCGUGCUUUGUCGCUGGGAAUGCCUUGACAUGGGAUGAUUGGUCCCGCUUGGAGACACUCGACGACAAGUUUCUGCUGUCAGUCUGACGCAACGGAGACAUCAAAGAUAAGCAUCGUUGUUCAUCAAUUGAAAAGUGCCUGUCCUUCCCAUGUAAAAGACAGGUUCUGAUCCACUAUGUAUAGGUGCUGUCUCUGAUACGGUUGAUUUGGGUGAACCAGCUCGGUCGAACCCGGCCGAGUGGUUAAAUAAUCUGAUAAGAGAUAGAGCUCCAGAGCUUGACAGCUGCGCCAAUCUUGCACAGGUAACCCUUCAGUCGUAUCAUCCCCGUUCGUAGUUGUUCGAGCACUCUCGCUUGGGCUGCCGUCAGCGCAUCGUAUAUCCUACGCGUGUGCUUUCCCGGUAGUGCCGUGUUGAUUCUCUUGGAGUAUUUGCCCACUUCGUCCGGUAGGGUCUGGCAGUCUGCUUGGCCCUUUCUCGC
Verticillium dahliae VdLs.17 is the source of this 1406-nucleotide messenger RNA. RefSeq names its product Na+/H+ antiporter. The transcript is spliced from 4 exons. Bases 1 to 789 code for a protein of 262 amino acids. The record is from RefSeq and is a predicted model, not a curated record. NCBI's taxonomy places the organism in Eukaryota, Fungi, Ascomycota, Sordariomycetes, Glomerellales, Plectosphaerellaceae. Gene Ontology annotation, molecular function: sodium:proton antiporter activity. Gene Ontology annotation, cellular component: plasma membrane. Gene Ontology annotation, biological process: sodium ion export across plasma membrane; regulation of membrane potential; proton export across plasma membrane.